AUGUGCCGCGGACACCCCAAGCAUCACCGGUGCGCGCACACCAGCGUCGCCUGGGCCUACUGCCCGUCGGCCUACCUCGACAUGGACACGGGCGCCACCACGCCGUGCGGCAACCCCAUCAUGAACGACUCGCAGCCGACCAAGGCCGCCUGUCCGCUGCAGCACUGCCGCUUCGCCACAAAGAGCGGUGCCGGCCCCGGCCCCGGCGCCGGCUGGGUCUGCUGCCAGUGCCGCCAGGGACCCAACCGCCAGGGCUGGUGCACCCAGCGGCUCACCCCCGGACAGGUCGGCAUCGACCCGCGCGACGACGCGAGCGCCUUGCUGCAGAUGACGUGUGAUCACGGCUGCUGCGAGAGCUGCACAGGACUGGGCUCAGACGGACGAGGCGCCAAACUGGCUGGGCUGUGGACGCCCAAUUAUACCGUGUAUGACUGUGCAAGCUCCCCGUCGAGCUCGUCCGAUGGAGCGAAUACAUGGGUUUCGUCGCCGCCCUCGUCGGACGCGGGCUCGGACCGGCCAAGUACCAAGGGCAGUAGUCGAGCCAAGAAACGCUCCAGCAAGAAGUCGUCAAAGAGGAGUUAG
This is a messenger RNA of Cordyceps militaris CM01, 582 nucleotides long. RefSeq lists its product as uncharacterized. The transcript has 2 exons. The coding region runs from base 1 to 582 and encodes 193 amino acids. Lineage: Eukaryota; Fungi; Ascomycota; Sordariomycetes; Hypocreales; Cordycipitaceae. The record is from RefSeq and is a predicted model, not a curated record.